Molecule: messenger RNA, 2030 nt
Organism: Bradysia coprophila
Lineage: Eukaryota; Metazoa; Arthropoda; Insecta; Diptera; Sciaridae
Product: esterase FE4-like
Source: RefSeq, a predicted model, not a curated record
AUGAAGUCUAAACUGAAUGUGUUCGUCUAUCUGAUAAUAUUGUACGGUUGUCUUACAACAUCAGCCGGUCAAAUUGUGCAAAUUGAAGAUGGUUUAAUUGAGGGCAGACAAGUGCUAACUCGAUCAGGGGUUUCGUUUAAUGGAUUCUUUGGCAUCCCAUUUGCUGAACCACCGAUAGGAGAGUUACGCUUUCGCGCACCUGUUCCCAAGACACCAUGGGAUGGUGUACUUAACUGUACAGUGUUUGGUCCGAUGUGUAUGCAAUUUGGUGCUGGGAUCUUUGGUUCGGAAGACUGCCUUCAGUUAAAUGUGUUUACGAAAAAUUUGCCAUCGAAUGGAACGAAUGAACGAAUACCAGUGCUUGCAUUCAUACAUGGCGGAGGCUUUACUUCCGGAACAGCAAUGAAUCAUGGACCAGAAUAUUUGAUGGAUCGAAACAUUGUUUUAGUGACCAUUCAAUAUCGACUCGGUGCGUUCGGUUUUAUGGCACUGGAAACGCAAGACAUUCCAGGUAAUCAAGGGUUGAAGGAUCAAAAUCUCGCCCUAAAAUGGAUCCAAGCCAACAUUCAUCAUUUCGGUGGUGAUCGGGAUCGAGUCACAAUCAGUGGACUUUCAGCGGGUAGCGUUUCCGUGACUGCGCACAUGGUGUCGCCGAUGUCACAAGGACUGUUUCAUAAUGCCAUCGGACUUAGUGGUUCGAUUGCGUCACAAGUGCGACCCUCAUCGAAUAAUAUUGAAUUAGUGAAGGAGAUAGCAACACGGGUAAAUUGCACUGUGGACACGAUUGAUAGCAUGGUGAAUUGCCUUCGAAAUACUUCCGGUGACGAUAUUGCUAACAACAUGGAUACGACUUAUUUCCCUUGUUUAAUAUACCCCUGGUCACCUUGGAUUGUAGAGCCUGACUUUGGCCAGGAGAGAUUUAUGAUUGACGAUCCGAGUGUAUUAUUUCGCGAGGGAAGCUUUAGUAGAGUAAACGUAAUGGCUGGAAUAACAGCCCAUGAGUUCAUAUGGCCUGCAGUUCUACUUCAUGAUCCGAACGCAACAAACUAUUUGAAUGAAAACUGGGACCGUAUUGCCCCAACUUGUUUCUAUUUUGAGGGAAACGAAUUUACUUCGGCUGAGGAAAUGGCAACCACUCUGAGGGAAUCAUAUUUCCCAUUCGAUGUAAUCGACAUCCGAUCGUUCAAUAAUCUGAACAAUCUCUUUGCCGAUGCAAUCAUCAGCUAUGGCGUACACAAAUUCGUUCAUCUGGUCAAUACGUUCAUCGAUGUUUAUUAUUACAAAUUUUCGUACAUUGGCCAGUUAAGCUUUUUCCACUUUCCGAGAUACUUUCCAUAUGGCGCCCAUCAUGGUGACGACAUUCAGUACUUUUUCAAUUAUGGUUGGGAAGGAAUAGCGAUUCCUUUAGGUCAUCCGGAUAGUGACGUUGUGGAACGUAUGACUAGAAUAUGGGAGCAAUUUGCUUGGACUGGGAAUCCGAAUAAUAGCACGGAUGAGUACUUGGAGUACAUGAUCUGGCCGAAACACGACAAUGCAGCUGAAUGGUAUUUAGAUAUUGGGAAUCAUCUUGUCGAGAAAAAUGGAUUGUACUUGGAACGGUUCACUGUUUGGGACAGUUUCGAUAAGAAUUUAACGAAUCACUUCUGAGUUACAAAACGAUAUUCCAUCAAAAUUCUUUGUCUGUUACAAUGAAACAAUGUGAAGUCACGAAGAAUCCUUGGACAAUAAAUUUUGUUUAUAUCUAAAUCAGACAAAAACCUCUUAGAACCCUUUCUGAUAUCAAUACUUUUGUAAGUAAAGGACUUGCGUCACCCUUCCUCUUCUAAGAGGUUUUUGUCUGAUAUCAGUACUUUUGUAAGUUUUAAGGUUAAAGCGCCAGUUACAACAUAUCAAAAGUUUUUUUUUAGAGACGAAGAAAGCAAUUUUAUAUGUCCCGUAACACAAAAGAUAAUACCAAAACCACAUUUGAAACAGGAAAAUCCAACUACCCGACAAUUUUCAUCUUUGCCACUGUUUUCUGCUUCUAAAAC